Molecule: messenger RNA, 1479 nt
Organism: Penicillium bovifimosum
Lineage: Eukaryota; Fungi; Ascomycota; Eurotiomycetes; Eurotiales; Aspergillaceae
Product: integral membrane protein TmpA
Exons: 1
Coding region: 1-1479 (492 amino acids)
Biological process (GO): conidium formation; sexual sporulation resulting in formation of a cellular spore; regulation of conidium formation
Source: RefSeq, a predicted model, not a curated record
AUGCCUUCGCCGGCCGUCAUCAUCCCCGGCUCGCCAACCUCUAGUGAGGCCACGCUCACUGAUGGCGACAGGGCCUUUGAGAAAUGCUACUCGAAGGAGUUGGACACCCUGUCUCUCGAUACCACAGUAGACAUCGAUCUCGAGGCCCAGACUCCCCAGCGCAAGCCCAAGUUGUUUGCCUCGACCCGAUAUGCCAUCCUCACACUAUAUCGGCGCCUCUUCACACUAGUCUUCUGCGCCAACCUUGCCCUAUUUGUGGUCAUCAUGACCACCGAUCAAACAUUGUUGGCCUUGGUCAACGCCACAGCAGCCAACUUGCUUGCGUGUGGUCUGGCCCGCCAGCCACUGGUCGUCAACGCCAUUUUCUUGAUAGUAUGCUCGAUACCCAGAUCAGCACCACUUCCUCUCCGUCGCAUCGCUGCCAAAGUUUACCAUUAUGGCGGUGUCCAUAGUGGGUGUGGUGUCGCUUCCCUCGUGUGGUACGUGGGAUUUGUGGGCGUCAUGUCACACCAGUACUGGUCACCAUCGGCAGCCAACGCAAGCAUCAUCACAUCAGCAGCGCCCGUUGCGUUGGCUUACAUCAUCCUGGUCCUAUUGCUGGCGAUUAUCAUCGUGUCCCACCCCGCGAUUCGAAUGAAAUUUCACGAUUAUUUCGAACUCAUUCACCGUUUCUCGGGGUGGCUUGUCGUUGCCCUGUUCGUGGCCCUGCUACUGGUCAUCUCGCAGCAGGCCAGUCAGGCCCAGAACCAAUCGCUUGGCAGAUUCCUUAUCGAGCUACCAGCCUUCUGGUUUUUGAUGAUCACGGUGGCGGCUAUCAUCCAACCGUGGCUGUUCCUCCGCAAGGUUGCGGUGCGGGCCGAGCCACUCUCGACCCACGCUACCCGUCUGCACUUUGACCAUGCCAUCACCACAUUUGGCAAGGGUAUCCAACUCGCCAAACAUCCCCUCCGUGACUGGCAUGGAUUUGCCACCUUCCCUGACCCUGCACCUAAGAUUGUCGACGGCAAGCCUACCUUCUCAUGCUUGAUCUCGAAGGCCGGGGACUGGACGACUGCGACGAUCCAACAGCCGCCUACCCACCUCUGGAAGCGUGGCGUGCUGAUUUAUGGUUUUGCAUAUGCUAUGCGUGUUUUCAAAAGAGUGAUUGUCGUUACCACCGGAUCGGGCAUUGGUCCCUGUCUGUCAUUCCUCGGUGACGAUAACAGGCCCGCCCUGCGUGUGCUCUGGCAAACUCGUGCUCCACAAAAGACAUACGGUGAGGGAGUGUUGCACAUGGUCCACCAGAUGGAUCCAACUCCCAUCAUCCUGGACACCAAUAAGUGUGGGCGUAUCGACAUGGUCCCAAUCAUCCUGAAGCAGGUCAAAGACUUCAAGGCUGAAGCGGUGUGCGUCAUCAGCAACCCUAUGCUGACGGGGCGCAUCGUUUAUGAGCUUGAAUCGCGAGGGACCCCGGCAUUUGGGCCGAUUUUUGAUUCCUGA